AAUGAAAAGGUCGCAAGUGGCAUAAAUGAUAACAAAGGAACAUUUGAAGGUCAUUUUGGGGAGAACACAACCUCCACACGUGUGCGUCUUCUUCAACAAGUUUUCUCUCGAACUCGCACAAACCCCACAAACACUCUCUCCUCUCUCUCAGGUCAGCGAAGAACAGUACCUAGGGUUUCGCAUCUGAUUUCACCGAUUUCGGAACAAGGCUCAAGGAGGAGGAUUGGACUUGCUAAGGAAAGGAGUGGUCUUUACCACAUCGAAUCAUCUCAGAAAACUAGAGCAUUGUCAUUUUAAUUGAAAAAAUGGAGCUGAGUAACAUCAAAGAUGCAUUUGAUCGUGUUGCCAAGAAGCAAAAAUUAUCAUCAUCCAAAUCCCAAGAAGUAAUUGACCAAGUUGGCCGUGAAAUUGAAGAUGCACUGGCAAAACUCCAGGCUGACCCUGCCUCUUCUGUGGAUCAGAAAUGCAUCCUUAUGGAGCUUAAAACCAAACUUAGCAUAAUUGGCUCACAAAGCCAGUUGGAAGGGUCACAGAAGGAGCUCAACAUGAACCUUAGCAAGUACCCCAGACUCCUUGAGAAAUCCUUCAAUCCUGACAUAUCUAAGGCAUACAGAAAUGUUGACUUCGAUUUCCAUACAGUGAAUCAGAUCAUUGCAAGCCAUUUUUACCGACAAGGAUUGUUUGAUAUUGGGGAGUGCUUGAUAAAUGAGGCUGGAGAACCAGAGGACACCGCCCUAAAAUCUCAAUUUCUGGAAAUGUUUCAAAUACUUGAUGCUAUGAAAGCUAGGGACCUCGAGCCUGCUCUGAACUGGGUGUCCAAUAAUCGGGAAAAACUAAAGCAGAAUGGUUCGAAUCUUGAGCUGAAGCUUCACAGGCUGCAGUUUGUGGAAAUUUUGCAGAAAGGAGGGCGAGCUGAUGCACUCAACUACGCUAGAACUUACCUUGCUCCUUUUGCAUCACUUCACAUGGAUGAGAUCCAGAAGCUUAUGGCUUGCCUCUUAUGGGUAGGAAGGCUUGACAGCUCCCCAUAUUCCGAGUUAAUGGUUCCAUCCCUUUGGGAGAAAUUGGCUGAGGAGCUGACCCGCCAAUUCUGCAGUCUCUUGGGGCAGUCUUAUGAGAGUCCAUUGAGUGUGGCAAUAGCUGCUGGGAUUGAAGGCUUGCCUACUCUCUUGAAGCUGGCAAAUGUAAUGGCUGCGAAGAAGCAGGAGUGGCAGGCAAUGAAACAGUUGCCAGUACCAGUGGAUUUGGGUAGGGAAUUCCAGUUCCACUCUAUAUUCGUCUGCCCAGUGAGUAGAGAUCAAGGCAGUGAAGAGAACCCACCUAUGCUGAUGCCGUGCGGCCAUGUUCUCUGUAAGCAAUCAAUCAUGAAGCUGUCCAAGAGCAGCACCCGCAUGUUUAAGUGUCCAUACUGUCCGAAUGAAUCUACUGUUGGGCAGUGCAUGCAACUCUACUUCUGAUUCCAGUGCCCUUUCUGGGCUCUCUCGCUUUCUCUUACUCUCUCUCAUGGACUCCCAAAAUAUGUUCUGGCAGGUGUGUUGGUGGUGCUAGUUGUCUGGGUGUACUGGUAAGCGUGGAUUUUACUCGUAUGUAAAUAGAAAUUCGUUCUAAAUUCAUGUUCUAAUUCUUCAAGUACAAUUCUGUUUCAUAAAAACUAAACUUGUUUUCACAUGAAACCAAGGUGUUGUGAUAUUAGUCUGACGAUAUUGCUUCAUUUACCAUGAAA
This is a messenger RNA of Vitis riparia (riverbank grape), 1723 nucleotides long. Its product is annotated as protein RMD5 homolog. Lineage: Eukaryota; Viridiplantae; Streptophyta; Magnoliopsida; Vitales; Vitaceae. Bases 306 to 1457 code for a protein of 383 amino acids. The transcript is spliced from 3 exons. Gene Ontology annotation, molecular function: protein binding; ubiquitin protein ligase activity. The record is from RefSeq and is a predicted model, not a curated record. Gene Ontology annotation, cellular component: cytoplasm; GID complex; nucleus. Gene Ontology annotation, biological process: proteasome-mediated ubiquitin-dependent protein catabolic process.